GUCACUUUUGUUUUGGUCUAAGGAAGUUGCUGAACUGGCGGAUUUCUAGUAUUAUUCAGUAAGAGAAGGGAUUUUACCCCAAAUAUUUUUGUUUUUAAGGUGAAUUUGUUUCUUGAGAACGCCUUUAGUUUUUCAAAUGACCGACAGGGUCAAAGUAAAGGCCAGAUUCAAUGGCAUUGCUCGGCGAUUCGAGAUCAGUUCUCCCACAUCUUGGGAGGAAUUAACUUUUCAAAUCAAAGAACUGUUUGAUGUGCAAGAUUUCAUGUUGAAGUAUAUUGACGACGAAAACGAAUUGGUCACGCUAGGAACGCAUGAGGAACUUGAAGAAGCAUUAAAGGUCACUCAUAAAACAGGUUUAUUCAGACUAGUGGUGGAUAGUGCCUCUGAUCAACAAACAACUGCACCAAGGAUUGAGAGUUUUAGAGAUUUACUUGUAGAAAGUGAGGAAGACACACCUGUGCUCCAAGCCCAGAAACGCAAGUUAAUCUCCAACACCACAACUCCAUCAGAACUACCCAGUGCUUUCAAGACUGCAAAAAUGGAUGAUGGGGACCUCUCAGAAACUGGGAUCAUUGGAAACUCAAGUUUUCAGGAAGUUGAAAAUGACUUCCAAUGUAAGACAGCUGAUAAAGAACAGUUACCAACUGAAGGGAAUGAAAUUGUGAAUGACAGAGAUGAAAGAGAAGUGGUAGAUGAUACUGUGGAAUCUGCAGGUGUACUGCAGAAUCCUUCAUCCACAGGGCCACCAACAUAUGAAAGGAUAGCUGAUGAGGCUACAGCUGACCAUUAUAUCCCUUUAAUUGAGCUCAUGCAGCCAGUUCCAAGUAAUCCAUCCCAAGAUGCAUCUUCAUUUUCAGGGAAACUUAAAAAGGCUCCUAAGAAACAGAAGACAAAGGCCUGCUAUCUUCAGUUGGCUGAAAAUAUUUCUGUUGAGCUGGCAACCAUGAAUGAGAAGCUCCACAAACGAUUGCGGAGUUCUCUGGAUGUAUUAAAGAAUAAAGAACAUGUUCCUAUGGAGGGACUUGGAGAUUUUGAAGAAGAUUCAUAUGUAUUCGUUGGACAGCAAGAGGAUAGGAAUGCCACUGCUGGAGCUGUGGAUGUAGAGAAUAAGGAGUUGUUGUCUUCCCCCAAUGAAUACAGUGAAAACCAAACAAAAGCAGAAGAAGAAGGUGAAGGAAAUGCAAGCCCCAGUCCCGAUGUUUUGAGCACUUCUCCAUCAGCCAGUGGCAACAAUUCGAAUCAGAGCAGUGUUGAUCAUGAAAAAAUGGCAGAAGUCAUUCAACAUGUUGUGCAAGAGUCUGUGCCACAAAUAGUGGAGGCAACAAUAAAAAAUCUGCAGCAGCUUCACCUCGGCAGUCCCUCACCAAGUUCCUCACCCAUGCAAACAUGUGGCAUGUUGUUAGGUGGUAAAGUUGUUCAUAAAGGUAUAGUCUGUGCCUCAUGUGGCCAAGCUGUCUGCGGAAUCCGAUACAAGUGCUGUUUCUGCAAAGAUUACGACCUGUGUGAAGAUUGUGAAGGAAAAGAGGGAAUCCAUGAUCCCAAUCACUUCUUUGCUAAGCUGCGAAACCACGUGCCCGGAAUAGGACGGAAGAAUGGAGAGAUGGUGCCAGUGUUGAAAAAGUUUGUGUACAAGAUGACAAUUAAAGAAGAGUACAAAAAAGAGAAGAAAGAAGAAAAAAGGAAGGAGAAAGAUGAAAAAAGGGAAAGGAAAAAGGAAAAAAUGAUCAUGAAGGCUUCAAGGAAAGAUGAAAAAGAAAAGAGAGAUCUGAAAAGAAGGACAAAGAAGGAAUGGAGACAAAUGCGCCAUGAGAGAGAUUCUGCCACCAUCAAGGAGAGGAUGGGAAACUGCCUUAAUGCUGAAUUCAUAGCCGACGCCAGCAUACCUGAUGGGACGAUCAUAAAGACAGGACGUAAAUUUCUGAAACGUUGGUUUGUGAAGAACAAAGGUCGAAAGUGGAAUGCGAAGACAGUGCUUCAGUGUCUUGAGGGUAAUAUCCUAGUCGCUACUGGAGAAAACAAAGUUGCAGUACCAUUCCUUAAACCAGAUGAGGAUGGUGAACUUAUGGUGCCAUUCAUUGCUCCAUCAGCACCUGGACAAUAUGAAAGUAAAUGGCAGCUGUGUCACCACAGUAUUCCAUUUGGCCCACUGUUCUGGUGUCAGAUUGUUGUUGAAGAAGGGGAAGUUGAAUGUGAGAUGCUGCUGAAUCAGGAAACCCCAACAGAGACAGAAGCCUCAAAGUACCCCAGUUAUGACAGCACCACCCUGGUCAACAGUGCAUUUCCUGAGCGUGACACCUCCCCUCUCAGAAAGUUUGUGGAGGACAUAGUCCCUCAAGGACUAAUGGCUGAGGAGCCGGACGAAGCAUCAGGAUCAGAUGUAUACCUUAGUUCCACCGAGGACAAUGCAGAAUUCGAGACGAUUAGGAUCCCGUUAGAAUCUGUGAUCGUGUCCAGCCAAGCUGCUCAGGCUUCCGAGCUGGAGUGGGAUACAUCUGGAUGUGGCUUGGACGCAGAGUUAUGUGACAGGGCUGAGAUAGAAGAGCUCGUGGCUUCUGCUGUGGAAGAUGCAACAAGUGACGUUGAAAGCGUCGCCACUGAUAUGUCAGACGAGUUCAUGGUGGUACCCGUCCCUCCUUGUUUUGACCCAGACGCCCCCCUGACUGCAGAUCCCUCCCCCGUGACUGUUAGUGUCACAGAAUAUAAGCAAAUGACUGAGAGUCAACAAGGAACAUUUUCAUUCACCCUCAGUGAUCAGCCCACUCUUAAAACCGAGCUUAAGAGUGUCCCUGGUACCUCUUUUUUCAUCGAUCCGAGGAGUGUGAGUACUGACGACACAAGUAUGGAGACAAUUUCCAGGACGACUGUCGAGGAGGACAACAAUGUGUUUGAGCCGUUAAAUGACUCAAACCUGCAGCUUCUUGAUUCACCUGUGUCAGAAGCAGGGUUAGAGAGUCCCCUGAUAACAACAGAGGAAUCCUCAGGAGAGUUGAGCUGUGAGCCCACUCAACCCGAAUCACCCAUUAUCACUGAGCCUGUAAACAUCUCUGAGCAUGCAAACAUCCUUGAGCCCGUAAGCACACCUGCACCUGAACCAGCGGCACAUGAUGAGGACCAAAGUGAUGAUAAUGAAGAUGACAACAAUGAUAAUGAUGAUGACAGGACGGAGGCUGCUGUGGUACCAGAAGUCACCUCGCAGCCAAUUGCGGCGCAGCCUGUUUCCAGCAGUGAUGAACCUGCUCCUGUUGCCUUGCAGCCAGAACCUUCCUCACCUGUCGUGAUGGUCCCGGCCACUGUUCCCACCAGUGAAGUCACGGUUGUUCAACGAGUCCGAGAGAACAGCACCAGUAGUGAUUUUGCUUCCAGUGUGGUGUCCGAUGUAUUGUCCACAGCUAUAGAUGCCGCAGCUAGCGCAGGAAGGGCUGUUUUCACUACGGUGGAGAAUUUCCUUACUGGUGUGCCAAAGCCUGAGGCGACUGCAACAUACAAACCCGUGGAGGGAUGUGAGGUGUCCGUGAAUCGGCCAUCAGAAGCGGAACCAUCUUCUAAUGAAGCUCCUGCAGUACACGAAGUAACCUGGCCCCCCGGCCGAUCUCCCUCUACUUGCCAUGAAUGUCUGAUGGAAAUGGGCUUUUGUGAUCGCAGGCUCAACGAGCAGCUACUGAAGAAAUACAACUAUAAUGUAGCUAAAGUGGUCACCGAAUUGUUGUCUGUAACUGACAACGAGUGGUCGACGCGAAGGCACUAAAGAAAAGAGCUGGGCGGCGAUGUUUUACUUUUACAGUUUGUCUUUAAUCUUUGCUUAUAUUGUUGCAUUUUUUUCGGGAGGGGGGGGGGAUGGAGGGAUGGAUAGUUUAAUUAUUUCCGCGAUAUUUCGCCUGUUGGACCACGCCACGAAGAUCGAAAAGGCAAGAAGAUCUACGCAUUUGAAGGAACUCUGUCACGGGUUCUGCAUCCUAAGGAAUUUAGCAGUUUCAACAUUGCUUGCAUCAUGUUUUUCCUUCUUGCCAACGUAAUAUUUUGUAGACUCCUGUUAGUCGCAAAUAAAUUUGUUCGCCGUUAAUAUAGCUCCAAAAUGCUCUGAUGUAGCUCCUGCAAAAUGCGAAUAACGUUAUGCAAUUUGGAUCCGAAGAUCUCGGGAAUUAACUUUCAUAAAAGAUUGUUUUGUUUACAUUGCACUCGUUAGCAUUGGGGAAUGGAAGAAAGGGAAGUCGAGUUUUUUGUCCAUUAGGAUGUCGCGUUUCGUUUGUUUGUCUCGCAAAUUUGAAAGUCACGCAAACGUCUUUGACAGAAACUGGCUAGUCGACCGCAGUGCACAUCUGACGACGCCAAAUGAUCAUUUAAAACAUCUUUAUUGCGGAAUGAACUUUUAGGGUAAUUAUUUGUUUAUAUAAACCCUACAAUAGUCGGUAAGGGAAGGUACAUUGGUUCGGAAUUUAUAAUUUCGUUUCUUUUUGUUUUCAUAAGGGAUGAAUCGCUAGCCAUGUCAGCGUGUUAAAAUUUAACUCUCGGACUUCUUCGGGCACAUUUUUCUGAAGAUUUAUUGUAUGAAAUUCUUACCCGUCCAACUAUCGAGGAAGUAUAACUGUUGGUGGACUGAAUGCAUUUAGGGUUAGUUAAGACAAACUGCUUUAUUGUAAUCUAUGAAAAUGUAAAUAAACAAUUGGUUAUCUGGAACCAUU
Molecule: messenger RNA, 4679 nt
Organism: Stylophora pistillata
Lineage: Eukaryota; Metazoa; Cnidaria; Anthozoa; Scleractinia; Pocilloporidae
Molecular function (GO): protein binding; zinc ion binding
Source: RefSeq, a predicted model, not a curated record